Columba livia (rock pigeon) is the source of this 5066-nucleotide messenger RNA. It is a transcript of the gene DGKI, whose product is annotated as diacylglycerol kinase iota. Gene Ontology annotation, biological process: intracellular signal transduction; regulation of synaptic transmission, glutamatergic; lipid phosphorylation. NCBI's taxonomy places the organism in Eukaryota, Metazoa, Chordata, Aves, Columbiformes, Columbidae. Gene Ontology annotation, molecular function: protein binding; ATP-dependent diacylglycerol kinase activity. Bases 26 to 3286 code for a protein of 1086 amino acids. The record is from RefSeq and is a predicted model, not a curated record. The transcript is spliced from 34 exons. Gene Ontology annotation, cellular component: nucleus.
CGGGCGCGGCCGGGAGUUUCCCACAAUGCCCCGCUGCAGUGCGGCCGCCGAUGGAUGCUGCGCGGUCGCGCUGCCAUUUGCAGCCACCGCGGCUCGCAGCGCGCCCCGCGGCCCCGGGAGCAGCGGCCUCCCGGCCACCGCCGCCCCCCAGCGCCUGCAGCCGCUGGCCACCCCCCGUCUGCCCCCUCCAACCCCUCCUCUUUCUUGGCCCUUGUGCCCCACCGCAAUGAAUCCCCCUGCUGCAGCCGGUGGGGAGGAGACGGGGGCGGCGGGUGGCAGCGGCUGCCGGGGGGCUGAGGGUGGUGGGGAGCCGGCGGGUGCCGCCGGGGUCCCGGAGGAUCCGGGGCUGUCUGCAGCGGAGGAGUCGCUGGAGGAGAAGCUGCGGAGCCUCACCUUCAGGAAGCAGGUGUCCUACAGGAAAGCAAUCUCAAGGUCAGGCCUCCAGCACUUGGCUCCUGUGCAUUCUGUCAACAUUGCAGUCUCCAAUGGACCUGUGAAGGAACCAAGGGCGGCCUUAGAGUGGACUGAAAAUGCUGUGAACGGAGAGCAUCUGUGGCUGGAGACAAAUGUUUCUGGGGACCUUUGCUACCUGGGAGAGGAAAGCUGCCAAGUAAAAUUCUCAAAAUCUGCUCUGCGGAGGAAGUGUGCUGCCUGCAAGAUUGUGGUCCACAAUGCGUGCAUGGAGCAGUUAGAGAAGAUUAAUUUUCGCUGCAAACCGACUUUCCGAGAAGGUGGCUCCAGAUCUCCAAGAGAAAACUUUGUCCGACAUCACUGGGUGCACAGGCGGAGGCAGGAGGGGAAAUGUAAGCAGUGUGGAAAGGGCUUUCAGCAGAAAUUCUCCUUUCAUAGUAAAGAGAUUGUGGCCAUCAGUUGUUCCUGGUGCAAGCUGGCGUUUCAUAAUAAAGUCACCUGUUUCAUGCUGCAUCACAUUGAAGAACCAUGUUCCCUGGGGGCUCAUGCUGCUGUCAUUGUGCCUCCCACUUGGAUCAUUAAGGUGAAGAAACCUCAGGUGGUCUCCAUACCAGGAGACGAGCCUGAUUGGGCAGGAGACUGGAGCCCCGAAGGGGAAACGGGCGUCUCCUACCCCUAUUGGGAGGGUUGGCAGAACUCAUUAAAGAAUUCAACACGGCGGAAGAAGAGGACAUCUUUUAAAAGAAAAGCUAGCAAAAGAGGCAAUGAAGAUAACAAAGGUCGGCCAUUUGUGAUAAAGCCUAUAUCCUCUCCGCUCAUGAAGCCACUGCUGGUUUUUGUCAAUCCAAAAAGUGGAGGGAAUCAGGGCACCAAGGUUCUCCAAAUGUUCAUGUGGUAUUUAAAUCCACGCCAGGUCUUUGAUCUCUCUCAGGAAGGGCCAAGAGAUGCGCUGGAACUGUACAGAAAAGUGCCAAACCUGCGGAUCCUGGCCUGUGGUGGGGAUGGGACGGUGGGCUGGAUCCUCUCCAUCCUUGAUGAGCUACAACUCAGCCCCCCACCUCCUGUGGCUGUCCUUCCGCUUGGCACUGGGAAUGACCUUGCCCGCACUCUCAACUGGGGUGGGGGUUACACAGAUGAGCCAGUGUCCAAGAUCCUGUGCCAUGUAGAAGAUGGGACCAUUGUCCAGCUGGACCGCUGGAAUCUCCAGGUUGAGCGUAACCCUGAUUUGCCACAGGAUGAGCUGGAGGAUGGGGCACGUAAGCUUCCUCUCAGUGUCUUCAAUAAUUACUUCAGCCUUGGAUUUGAUGCACAUGUUACACUGGAGUUCCAUGAAUCUAGAGAAGCAAAUCCAGAGAAAUUCAACAGCCGGUUUAGAAACAAAAUGUUUUAUGCAGGGGCAGCCUUUACAGACUUUUUGCAAAGAAGCUCAAGAGAUUUAUCCAAGCACGUUAAGGUUGUGUGUGAUGGUACAGACCUGACUCCAAAGAUCCAGGAGCUGAAGUUCCAGUGUAUAGUGUUUUUAAACAUACCCAGGUAUUGCGCUGGCACAAUGCCCUGGGGAAACCCUGGAGACCACAGAGACUUUGAGCCUCAACGCCAUGAUGAUGGCUACAUUGAAGUUAUUGGGUUCACCAUGGCCUCACUGGCUGCUCUGCAGGUUGGUGGUCAUGGAGAAAGGUUGCAUCAGUGCCGUGAGGUGACACUUUUAACAUACAAGUCUAUUCCCAUGCAAGUGGAUGGUGAACCAUGUCGAUUGGCUCCUUCACUCAUUCGAAUCUCCUUAAGGAAUCAAGCCAACAUGGUGCAGAAGAGCAAGAGGAGAACGUCCAUGCCUUUGUUGAAUGAUCCUCAUUCCAUCCCCGAUCGCCUGCGGAUCAGAGUGAACAAGAUAAAUUUACAAGAAUACGAGGGGCUACAUUAUGACAAGGAAAAACUCCGGGAAGCUUCCAUUCCCCUAGGAAUUAUAGUUGUAAGAGGAGAUUGUGACUUGGAGACCUGUCGUAUGUACAUUGACCGUCUACAAGAGGAUCUACAGUCGGUAACUUCUACUACACAGAGGGUUCAUUACCAGGACCAGGAAAGCUCCUUCCCCAGAGUACUUUCAGUUCAGAGGCUCUCUCCUAGAUGGUGCUUCCUAGAUGCAACUUCUGCUGAUCGUUUUUACCGCAUUGACAGAUCUCAGGAACAUUUGCACUUUGUGACAGAAAUUUCGCAGGACGAGAUUUUUAUUCUGGACCCAGAGCUGGUAAUGUCACAGCAGGUGGGGACACCACCGGGAAUGCCUGAUCUGGUAGUGGAGCAGGCCUCUGGAAUAUCAGAUCGGUGGAACCCUGCGGUUCGAAAGAGGAUGCUGAGCGACAGUGGCCUCGGCAAGAUUUCCCCACACUACGAGGUACCUGACAAACAAAAGGACGCCAGCCAGACACACAUGCUGCAGUCACCAGUCUCUUCAGAAGAUCAAGCACUUUUACAGGCAGUCAUAGCUGGUGAUCUGCUGAAGUUCAUAGAAUGCUGUAAAAAAGGAGCCAAUUUGUUAAUUCGAGGACCUGAUCACUGCUCCUUGCUGCACCAUGCUGCCAAGACUGGGCAUGGCGAGAUUGUGAAAUACAUCCUGGAGCAUGGUCCAUCUGAAUUACUGGAUAUGACAGACAGUGAAACGGGUGAGACAGCAUUACAUAAGGCAGCCUGCCAGCGCCAUCGAGCCAUCUGCCAGCUCCUGGUGGAUGCGGGAGCCUCUCUGAGAAAGACAGACUCCAAGGGUAAAACCCCUCGUGACAGGGCUCAGCAAGCUGGUGACCCAGAUCUAGCUGCCUACCUGGACAGUCGACAAAACUACCAAAUGGUUUCCCAUGAGGAUCUGGAGACAGCAGUUUGAUGCCUGAAAAUAUCAAAGAGGAUCCUUGGAAAUCACAAGGCUGCACCUGAGUCACUCGGGCAUCAUGUGAGGAAGAAGCUGAUGGAAUCAACAUGUCACUCACUGUCGUGGAAAAUACCUGAGGACAUGCCAUCAGUUUCUAAGGGCUACUGAGUCUUGCCACGGAACGGUUAGGUUCCAUGAGUUAGCCCAUGAUGGAUGAGGCGGGACACUCAAAGGUCUGUGGAAUCCAUGGGCCACGGAAAUUUACCUUUAUUGCUUCCAGCAAGUAGCAUGAACUUCUCCCAUGUUCAUCUGCACAAUUUAUUUAAAAAAAGAAAAAAAAAAAGGAAAAAAAAAAAAGUAAAGAGGAAAAGGGGUGUGGAGGAACCAAACUAACUGAGAUAUUAAAACAUCUAAUUAGGCCCUCCUCCAUCCCUACGGUUUCCUUCGUUCCUUUUAUUCUCCCAUUACCCCCACUUUUCAUCAUUUUAAUAGUACCUGUUAUCUCUGUGUUAAGUCUUCACAAAUGGUCAGGCAGAAUUAAAAAUCUGAGGAGCUCUGGAUGCCCUUAUGAAAACUCCAAUGUUUUUACCAGCUGCAUUCCCUCCCUUGCCAUCCUCUGGGAAGCUGUGUCGUCAGUGUUCAAUCACUGAGGAGUUUUCUCAGAACAAAACCUAACCUCCUUAUUGUUGCUGAGUAUAUGGUUAUGGUAUCUUCAUUCAUUUGCAUGGAAAAGAGUUAUAUGGGAUAUUGUAUGGCAGAGCAGAAAGUUAUCAGUAAGGUUUCCCACACCACCACUGAGUGUAUAAUGUCCAACGCAAUUCUGUUCAGGUUUUAGGCCUGCCUAAAAGUUGAUAGCUAUUUUUUCACUUUUGAAAAGAUGGAGUUUACACUGGGCAGAGGUCUGUGCAUGGUACAGGGGGUUCUGAUGGACUUACUUAUGGACCCAGUCCCCUUUGUGUAACGGCCAGAGGUAGGAAGGAGAUCAGCCUAGGUUUGCUGCUGUCAACAAACAAACGAGCACCGCCUGGUCCCAUUUGGAAAAGGAAAACCUUCUUUGGCUGAACCUGUAAGUUAUCUGAUUCCUCAAGAGAAGAAACUUUCAGAGAGGCUAUCCCACUGGAGAAGGACAAGCAGCAUCUCUUUGCCUCAUUAACCACUAUAGGCUUGGAAAUGUAAAGUUGCUUAGCUGCUCUAAAGGCCAGCUGUGUCUUCUGUACUCGUCUGUUCUCUGUCUUACCUCAGAGACUGUAAUCACACUGUAAUCACAAAAGACGGGGAAGAAAACAUGCAUACACAAAAUAUGCACUUUCAGUUUUUUCCCAUUCCUGGAAACAUUUAAGACCAGGUUGGAUGGGGCUCUGAGCAACCUGAUGUAGUUGAAGUUGUCCCUGCUCAUUGCAGGGGGUUGGACUAGAUCACCCUUGAAAGUCUCUUCCAGCCCAAACUAGUCUAUGGUUCAAUAACUAUAGAUAACUCAGCUGCCAGAAACAGUAGAGCUUCCACUUCCACUUUGUCUGACCAGUUCCCUGAAGACACUCACAGCCCACUUUUGACAUAAUUCUUGCAAUAGAUUAUUGAAUUUUGCUUUGUUGUUUGUUUUGAAAGAUCUACCGGUGUUUGUUUUCAUGCGCCUCGCUAGGUGUAGGUCUCUGGUAGAUGGUGAUCAUCAAGAUUACAUGCAGUUUGAAAACCAUGAAAAUAACUCAGGUCAUUAAUCAGAUAAGUUUUUCUUCCUCGGCAGACAUUGUGGAAAUUAAAUGAAUGCAAUCUUUUUUCUUUUUUUUUCUUUUUUUUU